Messenger RNA from Oncorhynchus masou masou (cherry salmon), 1717 nucleotides. Its product is annotated as aspartyl aminopeptidase-like. Gene Ontology annotation, biological process: proteolysis. The record is from RefSeq and is a predicted model, not a curated record. Lineage: Eukaryota; Metazoa; Chordata; Actinopteri; Salmoniformes; Salmonidae. Gene Ontology annotation, molecular function: zinc ion binding; aminopeptidase activity. The transcript is spliced from 15 exons. The coding region runs from base 90 to 1517 and encodes 475 amino acids.
UUCUACAUCGGUGGUCUUUACUAAAUCUGUCAGAGGUCUCCCGUGUGCUUUACACCGGGUACAGAGUUUAACAGUCCAGUUAAACAUUUAUGCAGUCACUGAUCAUGAAAAGUUCAAAGGAAGCUGUGCAGACUGCUGCCAAGGAGUUCCUCCAGUUCGUGAACAAAGGAGUGUCUCCAUACCACGUGGUUGAGGAGUGUAAGUCUCGUCUGCUGGGGGCUGGCUUUACUGAGCUGAAGGAGACUGAGCAGUGGAACAUCAAGCCUGCCAGUAAGUACUUUGUGACCCGUAACUACUCCUCCAUCAUCGCUUUUGCUGUGGGUGGACAUUUCCAGCCAGGCAAUGGCUUCACUAUGAUUGGAGCACACACAGACAGCCCCUGUCUGAGGAUUAAGCCACGGUCCAAGAAGACCAAACAGGGCUGUCUGCAGGUCGGGGUGGAGUGCUACGGAGGAGGAAUCUGGAACACCUGGUUUGACCGGGAUCUGACCAUCGCCGGUCGUGUUAUGGUCAAGACUGGAGAUAAGCUGGUCCAUCGUCUGGUUCACGUGCCCCGGCCGAUCAUGAGGAUCCCCCACCUGGCCAUCCACCUCCAGAGGGACAUCAACGACUCCUUCGGCCCCAACAAGGAGAACCACCUAGUGCCCAUCCUAGCCACUGCUGUACAGGAGGAGCUGGAGACUGGCUGCUGUUCCACUGGGGAUGCCUGCAAUGCCACCACUUUUGCAGAGAAGCACCACCCGGCCCUGGUCAAGGUGCUGUGUUCAGAGCUGGACGUUCAGCCUGAGGCCCUGCUGGACUUUGAGCUGUGUCUGGCUGACACUCAGCCAGGGGCAAUUGGAGGUGUGUUUGAAGAGUUCAUCUACUCCCCCCGUCUGGACAACCUCCACAGCUGCUACUGUGCCCUACAGGCUCUGAUGGACUCCUGCAUCUCUAGAGACUCUUUGGUCACAGACCCCAACAUCAGGAUGGUGACUCUGUUUGACAAUGAAGAGGUGGGGUCAGAGAGCGCCCAGGGGGCAGCGUCCAACCUGACAGAGCUGAUCCUGAGUCGACUGUCCUCCUCCCCCACCAACCUCACAGCCUUCCAGCAGGCGGUGCCACGCUCCUUCAUGAUCAGCGCUGACAUGGCCCACGCCCUGCACCCCAACUACCAGGAGAAGCAUGAUGAAAACCACAGACCAGCCUUCCACAAGGGUCCUGUAGUUAAAUUCAACAGUAACCAGCGCUAUGCCACUACGGCUGUGACAGCCUCCAUCUUGAGAGAGAUCGCCAGUCGUGUUGGUGUGCCUCUUCAGGAUGUGAUGGUGCGUAACGACAGCCCCUGUGGGACCACCAUCGGCCCCAUCCUGUCUUCCCGCCUGGGGAUCCCCGUGCUGGACAUCGGUGCCCCCCAGCUGGCCAUGCACUCCAUCAGGGAGAUGUGCUGCACCUCUGGAGUGCUCCAGUCUACCAACCUAUUCAAGGGCUUCUUUGAGCUCUUCCCCACUGUGAGAGACAUGGUGACUGUGGACUAGCCUGGGGGAAGGACACAGCAUGGACAGAAGGACAGACAGAUGUCCUCCUCUGGGUCUCUCUACAUACUGUGUUAUUUGUAUACUCACAUGACACACAGUGCUUCAGCAGAACGUUUUGCACACAUUCAGAGGCAAGGAACUUCAAAUGAUGUUUCUGAUGAACUAAAAUGGUUUAUAAAAUAAUCCAUUUUUAAUCUACA